UUUCGCAGAAAAAAGGUUCUUUAUACAGUUAAUUAUACGAAACCCCUCAACAUGGCUGGAGUUUGGAGACAAGAGUUGAGUUCUCUGCAAGCUGGAACCCAAAAUUCCAUCCUGAUUGGAAUAAUUAUCCACAGCGGAAAUCCAAAAAUCUUCGAACCAACGAACCCAAGAUAUGGAUUUGGAGGAGAACGGGCAGUUUGGUCUUUCACUUUCCGUGAUUCCCCUGACGAUUUUAUCAACGUGACUGUUUGGGGCAGUACAGAAUAUAUAAACUCGUGCUUCAAAUCUUUCCAAGUAGGAAGUGUUGUCGAGAUUAUAAACAGCAAAGUGCUGAGUCGCAGACCUGAUGACUCGCGCGACAUGUUUGUUCCGACUGUAACUAGCCCACUGCAAAUCACUGUAAAUGAAGGAAACGCACUUAUUCAGUUCCACGACAGUGAAGGCAGAGCUCAUUAUCAACCUUUGCUCAAAAUGCCAACGAAAACAAUGGAUUCAUUGAGAUCUUUGAACUAUGUUCUGCAAAAUAUCGAAGAGCUAAGGGACCAAUUUAUUGAUCUUUUGGUCGUCGUUACCUUCAUUGGUGAAGUGCGUGACAUUAUUAGUCGAGAUGGUCGAUCUUUUAAGUGUCGCACUUUCGAAGUAGCUGAUGCAUCAACGGAAAAAACGAUUUCCCUCCAACUUUGGGAUAACGAAUGGAUCAGGUUGUCUGAACUUUGGGAGCCUCGAAAAACAGUUCUCUUCCUGGCAGACGCUCGCGUGGGAUAUGAUAAUUUUAAGAAAAAGACGAUCGUAUCAAUCGCAAGGAAGACUUUGAUCACAGAGAAUCCGAGCGUCCAACAAGCACUCGACAUGAGACUUGCGAUUCGAAACAGACCCGAAUUGUCGCCAAGUGACCCUUAUUCUCUUCCAAGUCCAAAGAAUAUCACGAACGUGAUGACAGUACAGCAAAUCACGCAGAAAUUGAACGCAGGCUCGACUGGAACCGACGAAAGAGUUCAGUUUUUCGCGAUUUUAUACGCAAGCAUCACAGAACUCAACUUGGACAGUAAAGACGCAAAUCUUCUUCUCACGAAAUGCGCACUUUGUAAGAGAAUGGUGCAGAAAGAUCGCGACUCUUGUAUGAAUUUGGACUGCCCUUCUGGAAAUGGCAGCAGGGAACCCUACAACCUUGUUACAUUCAAUGUCAAAUUGAAUUUAAAAGACGAUACUGGAUAUCUGGUUGGAUGUCGACUUAUUGGAAAGGCGGCUGAACAAAUUUUCGGAUGCACCGCUACAGAGUUUCAAACUAUGAAAGCGGAACAACGAAUGGAGCUAAAAUGGAAAUUUCUCUUGUCGAAAUUCGACGUGAGAAUGCAAGUUUUGGGACCAACAGCCAGCAUAACUCGCGCGAUUUAUAACAUUUUACACAUGUCACGAUUUGAGACUGCGGAAGACAUUUCUUUCGAUGAUAUUAUAGAUCCAAUGCGGAAUCACUAAUUUUAAGUUAAAAAUUUCGACAUAAGCAAAUCCCAGUUAUAAUUUUUCUAUCAAGUUUAUUUUUCGUAGACAUUUUUUUAAUCAUAUUUAAAUGACUAUUUAUAUUUGUUAAAUAAUACUUCCGGAUCGGAG
Belonocnema kinseyi is the source of this 1608-nucleotide messenger RNA. It is a transcript of the gene hdm, whose product is annotated as meiosis-specific with OB domain-containing protein. Gene Ontology annotation, biological process: resolution of meiotic recombination intermediates. The record is from RefSeq and is a predicted model, not a curated record. Bases 52 to 1476 code for a protein of 474 amino acids. The transcript has 8 exons. Gene Ontology annotation, molecular function: single-stranded DNA binding; single-stranded DNA 3'-5' DNA exonuclease activity. Lineage: Eukaryota; Metazoa; Arthropoda; Insecta; Hymenoptera; Cynipidae.